CACUGAUCUCGCUGCCAAGAGUAGCGGCGUAGGAUUGCACCGACCACACCAUCACCCUAGCUGCGCGCGAUGAGUAGAUGCAGCGGCCCCGUAUAAAGUGGGGCCGGGGCCGGCGAGGCCCCACACCCCUCAACAAACAUGUCCGUCCAAGCCUUGGAGGAAAAGCCAGCGAUCGAUCAUGUUGAGACGCGCGACGAGAAGGAUCCCGAAGCCGACGGCGCGGGGCUCAUGAAGUCGCCCAUCGACCACCUCAGUAUUUGGCAGACGCUUUGGAUCUUCAAGCGCGUUCUCCUCUUCGUCAUCCUAGUGUAUACUGGCUAUGUGUGCGAGGGAUUCGAGCUCAAUGCGGGCGGGACGAUUGUUGCAAACAGGGGUUUCAUUAGACAGUUUGGCCAGCGCGAACAGGAGGGCGUGCGCGCACUGGACCCGACUUGGCUCUCGACGUGGAGUGCCAUGCUCAAUGUCGGUCAAAUUGUUACGUUUACCCAUAUUUCAUGGGUCGCAGAUCGUUUCGGGCGCAAGGUCGCGUUCUACCUCGCAUGGUUGUGGCUCAUGACUGGCUGCAUGCUCAUGAACUUCGCUACGACCCCUGCAGUCUGGGCCAUCGCCAAGCUAUGCAACGGCGCGGGCAUCGGUGUACUCCAGGUUGUGUGCCAGGUCUACGUGAUGGAGAUCUGCCCCGACAAAGUGCGCGGCGGCAUGGUCAUCUUCCAGGCAGUGUGGACCGCGAUCGGCGGCAUCAUCUGCAGCUUGAUGAUGCAGCAGCUGAACAAGAAAUACCCUGAUGACUUCCGGUUGCCCAUGCGCAUACUGUGGGCCCCCAUAGGCCUCAUGCUCAUCUGUUGGGCCGUCGUACCCGAGUCGCCGUGGUACUACGCGCGGCGCGGCAACGAGGCUGGGGCCCGCAAGGCGAUGCGCCGCCUCUACGGUAACAUCUCAUGGUACAACUACGACGAAGAGUACGGAAUCAUUCUGCGCACACUCGAGCACGAGAAGGCCACGCUCGCCGAGAACAAGCCGCGCUUCCGCGACGUCUUCAAGGGCAUCAACCGCCGCCGCACGCUCACCGUCAUGAUCGUGGCGGUGUGCCAGCAGUUCGCCGGCCUCGCCAUCAUCAGCACGUACAAUACAUACUUCUUCUCGCUUGUCGGCAUGGAGGACCCAUUCCUUGGCACGCUUAUCCUGUCGUGCGUUGCACUUCUCGCCAUCACGCUGUGGGCGCUCAGCGCCGACCGCCUCGGCCGCCGCAUGAUCGUCAAUGUGUGUGAGACAUGCGUCGUCGUCAUUUGCUUUACCGUCGGCGCUCUUUACUGGACAGGCGCGUCCACCGGCAACAAGGCGGCGGGCACUGCCCUCCUUGUGAUCUGCUGCAUUUGGCAGUUCACUUACCAGUCCGUCGGCAUGUGCUACUACCUUUACUCUGCAGAACUUCCAUCUGCUUUGCUCCGGAUCAAAACUGGCCCGGUCACAUUCUUCACUAACUCGGUCACCGGCAUCGCCACGGUCUAUGCCACUCCACCAAUGUUGCUAGCCCUCAAUCUCCGUGCGGCAUUUGUCUACGGCGCCCUCUCCGUGCCCAUGUGCAUCCUCAUGUGGCUGUACCUCCCCGAGACGAAGGGGCGGUCAGCGUCGGAGAUCGACGAGCUCUUCGAGAAAAAGGUGCCCGCGUGGAAGUGGCACAAGACUGUCACCGAGGUCGAGAUGCAGCUCGAUGCGGUGCAGCGCGCGCGUGGUGCGCGCCCGGCCGCAGCGUGAUUGUCUGUGCGGUGGGAGUGGCAGGGAUCGGCAUGCAGUUCGAAGGACAGAUCAGAAGUUGUCGGGCACAGUAGUAUUGCGCAGUUUGUUGAC
Cutaneotrichosporon oleaginosum is the source of this 1848-nucleotide messenger RNA. RefSeq lists its product as uncharacterized. Gene Ontology annotation, cellular component: membrane. Gene Ontology annotation, biological process: carbohydrate transport; transmembrane transport. The record is from RefSeq and is a predicted model, not a curated record. NCBI's taxonomy places the organism in Eukaryota, Fungi, Basidiomycota, Tremellomycetes, Trichosporonales, Trichosporonaceae. Gene Ontology annotation, molecular function: carbohydrate:proton symporter activity.